Cuculus canorus (common cuckoo) is the source of this 4055-nucleotide messenger RNA. RefSeq names its product leucine rich repeat neuronal 4 (gene LRRN4). Gene Ontology annotation, molecular function: protein binding. The record is from RefSeq and is a predicted model, not a curated record. Lineage: Eukaryota; Metazoa; Chordata; Aves; Cuculiformes; Cuculidae. The transcript is spliced from 5 exons. The coding region runs from base 486 to 2840 and encodes 784 amino acids.
AGCACAGUCUUAGCUUUACAUCAUCGUGACCUGUCAGCAAAGAAACACAACAAUUCUUCUCCCUUCCCCCCACAUCAGUGGAAGACGGGAGAGCUGGGACUAGUCACAAUCUUUUCCCUUUACCCCUCUCUGCUUAGACAAAGCCGGAGUAGCCCUGCCUGAGUGUUGGGAAACAAGAGCCUUCCCACCCACCUCCUGCUAGGGCCAAGGGAGCAGGGAAAGCUGCCCAAGCCAUCCCCUCCUCAGGCAGGGGAAAGCUGGAUGCGGGGGUGCGAGCCUGGAACAAACCUCGCCUGCGCUUGUGGGCAGAGCCGUGAGCAGGGGAAGCCGGGAACAGAAAAGAAGCAUUUCACGCUCUCGGCUGAGUCACCGAAGUGUAUAAAAUCAAGGCCAGGCAGUCGGAGCCACCCAGAGCGAGACACGAGGCAUCAGGACUUCUGGACAGACAGAACUUGCAAGUUAAUUGCAAGCCACUUCGGAGAAGGAUGUUUACAAGCUUGCUCAUCCUCUCUCUGCUGGCGAGGAACACGGCGUCCAGCCCGGUGAGCAGAGCAGAGUCUGCAGCAUCCAGGGAUGUCGCCACGUUUUUCCAGCUGGCUCAGGAAGACCCUUGGGAGAGCAUUAAUCUCACCAGCAUGUCCUGUGAGGACCGGAAGAACAAGACCUGGAUCACGCUGCAGUUGACCAACAGCAGCCUGACAUCUUUCCCCAUCUGCCUUCCGGGGACCCUGGAGACCUUGGAUCUCAGUAACAACCUCUUAGAAGAGGUGAACAGCACGGAGAUAGCAAACCUCCCACGGCUGCGCGUCCUCUCACUGAGGCAGAAUCAUCUCUGGUCAGUUAGAUGGGGACCCGAAGCCCUCAGCAGUCUCCUCUCCCUGGAUUUAGGCUUUAAUAAGCUGUCGUCUGUACCAUCGUGUCACAGCUCUUCCCUGCCUAACCUGAGAUGGUUGUCCCUGGCUGGAAAUCCACUGAUUGAAAUCCAGCCACUGGCUUUUUCCUGUUACCCUCAGCUACAGUUCCUGAACCUCUCUGGAACUCUGCUUGGGCAGGAUGACAGCAGAGGAAUCAGGGAGUCUGCUUUUGCCAUCAGCAUAUCUCUCAGUGAGGCAACGAGCAGGCCUGGAAACACCAUCAAGACGCUUGAUCUGAGCGGGACCUUUCUUGAGAAAAUUCAACCAGAGUGGACCAGAGACUUGCCCAACCUCAGAUCACUUCACCUGACAAGGAUGUCACGAUUAAGAAGCCUUGACACCGACUUCAUCAAGUCCAUGCCUGAUCUCAGAGACCUAAACUGCCAAGACUCCUACUCACUGGAUUUUGUGAGGACAGAGAUGUUUGACAGUGCUCCUCACCUGAGCCAUCUCUCCUUUGAGAACUGUAACCUGAGUUCCUUUAAUCCUUGGAAUAUCAAUUCAUCGGACAGCAUCACCAUCAACUUGUACGGAAAUCCUCUGAUAUGCGAUUGCCAGCUCUCCUGGCUGCUCUCCAAUCCCAAUAAAGUUGUACUGCAAAAGGCUCGGGAGACUUUUUGUAACACAUCCCAAGAAGACUGGGACAGACCUUCAGCAUCUUUUUCACUGCUAGAACUCUACGAUAAAUGCCAGUCUGAAAGAAAUGUUACACUUCCCGAUUCAAACACAUCUUCUCCUGAACACAAUGCCUUCAGCCUUACCAGUUACGAUGCCACUGCUGUCACAACAACAGACUCUGCUCUGCUAACCAAAGAUACUUAUACCAGUUCCCUGAUUCAGGGGAAUGUAAUGAGCCCAACAGCAGCCAACCCAACUGAGCUGAUGCUCACGGAGGCCAACAGUGUCUCCCACCGAGAGGGGGCAGUUUCCGAAUCCACAAGCAAUCCCCCUUCCUUCACAUCUGUAACCACCUCCUCAGGUUUUCUCCAAGAGCUCUACAGUCAGUCCUCAGAUUACAGCUCCCCAACUCAAACUGAUCAGCUAAAGGGAGAGCUCAGAACAACUGAUGCACCGUUUCCCCAGGAAGGCUUAUUCAGACAGCUCAGCACUGAUUCUUCUACUAGAGUCACAGGAAACCCCAAUGCCACUGACCAUUCUAUCCACUCCGUUGCCACUCACGCUGGGGAAGGUACACCACAAACGAGCCCACCACAGCUGAACUCCACAAAGAUCAAUGUUUGGUCAAAGCCUGUACCCACCAGAUCACUGAUUCACUAUGUAGAUGACUAUGAUUAUGAUGAACAGUCGACAGAAACCCCAGUGCAACUGGCACACACUGCCUGUGACUACAAUCCUUGCAGGCACCUUCAGAAGCCGUGCAGUGAACUACAGAGUGCAUCCCAUUGUUUAUGUCCUGGCAUGUCAAGGGAAGAUGAGAUUCCCGAUCCACCCAUGCUCAGAGAGGUGUCUGAAGUUACAGACAGUUCUGCGCAGAUACGCUGGUGCGCCCCAAAUUCAGUUGUUCACACUUACGAGCUGAUGCUUCACGCCCAAGGCAAUGAGGACAGACAGUUUGUCCUGGACAAUAUUUAUUCCACAGCAAGGCAGUAUACGCUGUAUAAUCUAUUACCAUACACCACUUACCACAUAUGCGUGACUGCUUCGAACAAAGCAGGGUCAAGCCAGACAGCAAGUCAGGGAAUUCCACGUAAUUCCUGCACCAGAUUUAAAACAAAGCCCAGCUACAAGUCCAUCUUUGCUGCUCUGGCUGCAGCAAGCGGACUCUUUCUCAUUUCCACAGUAAUUUUGUCUCUAUGUCUGUGUAAGGCACGUAAAAAGCCUCAGAGUGAGCAGUACGGUACACACUUGGUCUCUUAUAAGAACCCCGCAUUUGAUUAUCCAUUAAAACUACAGACAACUAAUUAGCUGUAGGUGAUUGUUCUAUACUUCUACAGCUCACUGUCUCUUAUCACCUUGGUAUGUCUUCCUGAGACUCUCAAAAUGUCCUUCAGCAAAACUACGAAACAACAGACUUCAUAGCCCUAAUGUUUCCAAGAGAAAGAAAAACACACCAAAAAAAGAAAAAAUAAUGAAGGUAGACAAAACAGAAAAAAAUUUUUGGACUCUUGUUCAUGCGCUAAGCAGCAGCAAAUCUGGACAUUAACCUUGAAAAGUUGUUGUUAUAAUCACCUACAAAUACACCGGUGUAUAUUUUACACAGUGAGAGGCUGCUUUGCCACCAGCCUGCCUCCAGGAUCUCUCCUGAGUACAGUCCACUGACAGCCAUGAUCAAUUUCUUUUGGUAUCUCUAUGAAGGUAAUACCCAAAAAGCAAGUAUUACCAGAAGGAGUGUGAGAAAGGUCUCCUUGGGCUCAGUGGCAAAGUGCUGUGCACGUCUAACUCCAUUAACUCUGUGACUGCAACUGCUCAGUGGGGAAAAAGCAACAUGAAGAUUAAUUGAAAAGAUUAAUUCAAAAAAGGAGAGCAAGACACUGCAGUAUUCUUAGAGCAGGGAUAAUAGUUUUGUUCUGAUUUCGCAUGUUGUUUUCCACAACUGAGGCUCCUGAGCACUACCAGAAUAUCAACGCACAGGGUUUGGCAGUACAGCAAUAACCCGUGGAAAGGGGGAGAGUGCAUCAGCAUUUGCUUCACAACUGAUUGUAAGCAGAGGUGAUUGCUCAGUCCCAUCUACAGAUUCAGCAGGCUGAUGAUUUACUUCAUACAGAGGCAAAGAGCCAAUUAAUGAAACAAUUAAAUGCUUACGUAGCUGAGACUUGAAAAACUGGAACCCCAUCUACUAGUAGCAGACAUUUUUUGAAUGUACUCUGGGGUGCUACUUGCUGCUGUAAAAGAAUAACAGAUGCUGAGAAUCCUGGUUCUUCAGCAGCUUUGAGCUUGCCAUUAAAAUUCAAAGAGAUGGUUUUGUAGGAGGAGGCGUUUGUCUCAGGUACUUCCUGUUCAGACCCACAGGUUUAUGUUCCCUUAGCUGCCUGUUUCUGCUGCUGUAUAGAUACAAUAUGUCAAAUCCCCCCAGAUGUCAGAGAAUGAAAGUUUCUGUACAGUGUAAGAGUCUCUGUUCUGUCCAUUUUUUUAAUGUUUCCAGUAUUAAUGGAAAUAAAAGCUACAGAGUUGAAUUCUGGU